This is a messenger RNA of Mauremys reevesii (Reeves's turtle), 6374 nucleotides long. It is a transcript of the gene PPP1R37, whose product is annotated as protein phosphatase 1 regulatory subunit 37. Bases 676 to 3642 code for a protein of 988 amino acids. The transcript is spliced from 13 exons. NCBI's taxonomy places the organism in Eukaryota, Metazoa, Chordata, Testudines, Geoemydidae. The record is from RefSeq and is a predicted model, not a curated record. Gene Ontology annotation, molecular function: protein binding.
GAUCACGUGAGGCUGGGUAUUGUCCGCCCUCUGUUUAUUAGUAGCAGCAGAUUCGCUCUGUCCCCGAUCUCCAGCGGAGACCAGCGCCCGCCGCGUGGGUUGUUGUUGCAGGGAGAGCUGAGCUCAUUCCCCUGCGCCUGAAGGCGGCUCCAUCCUGGAGUCUCUGCGUUGAAAGUGCUGCGCCGAAGCUGCAGACAUCUUCACUAGGCCACGGCGGCCGCCGCCGUGUGUGUGUGUGAGGAAUUCCAGCCGCUGAUUCGCCACCAGGCGGAGCAGUCCCCAGAGCGCCCCGCGGUGGCGGGCUGGCUCCGUGAGCAAGCCAGGGCCGCAGGAGCCCCUCCGAGGUGCCGGGCGGGGUGGAAGCAGCGCCGCGCAGGCGGUUCGCGCCCAACUCCUUGGAGAAAGUGCUGCCGCGGAUGGGCAGGUCGCUGGCGCACUCUGCUGGCGGCGGCUUCUCCCGGGUCCGCACCAGUCAGCGGCUGCGCUCGGCGGCGGCGGCGGCGGCUUUCCGGGGCGCGGCCUGCUCUGCACCCGCUGCCGGCCGAGCCCAGCCGGGGCCCCUCAGCCCGGCCGGGGAGACCUCGCCGGGUCUCGGCGCGCAGCGGCCCGGGCCCAGAGCGCUGGUGCGGCGGUGAGGGGCGGGGGCGCCCCCGGGGUAAUGCCGCCUGGGCCCGCAUGAGGAGGGGAGCGGGAGCCCCGGUGCCCCCCGCACGCCGUGCCCGCCCCGCGAGUGCCGCCAUGGAGUGUGUGCAGGUCCCCCCCAUGCAGCCGGGGAGCGCUGCUGAGGGGGACCGGCUGCUGCUGCUGCUGCCGCCCCCGGGACCGCAGGAGGCGGAGGAGACACUAGGCGGCUUUGAGCCCUGGGCUGCCUCGCAGAAGGGAGAGGAAGCUGCUGGAGACCAAAUGGGGGUGAAACUCCAGGAAAGUUUGGGCCUGGCUCUCCUCUCCCAUCUGGAUGCGGAGAUCCUUCCCUCAACACCCAGCUCACCGGCUUCAGGAAACGCUCCCAGCGGGGAAAUGGUGGACCAUGCCACUGUGUCUUCUGCAAAGAGGGACUUGAAGGAGCCGGGGGGCUUAGAUCUGGGAGAGGAGCGGUUACAGGGGACAGAGACUUCUUUGGUCGUGAGCCAUCCACUUCAGGAAGCAUUUUCAGCGAAUGAGGAUGCCUCUUGUAACCCUCACUUGGCUGCGGAGAGGAGAAACUUGCCAGAGGUUGCUGCUAACGCCAGCGGAUGUCCCGGGGGAAAUGAAAAAUGUCUGCUGCAGGCCCCUCUUUCCCCCUCACAGGAAAAGUUGGUAUCUCCACCUUCCUGUAACUCUUCUUUGGACUCAGAAGCUCCAAGUCCAGAGAGUCCAGGGGGUGACCAAAAAGUGGAGGCUUCUCCACCUUCUGAAGAUGGAAAACUCAAGCAUGGGGCAAAGCGGGUAACAUUUCCUUCGGAUGAGGACAUAGUGUCUGGGUCUCUGGAGCCUAAAGAUCCUUGGAGACAUGCCCAGAAUGUGACUGUUGAGGAAAUUAUCAUUGCCUACAAACAAGCCUGUCAGAAAUUAAACUGCAAACAGAUACCCAAACUACUGAAGCAGAUACAGGAAUUUAAAGAUCUGUCUCCCAGGAUAGAUUGCUUGGAUCUAAAAGGAGAAAAACUAGACUAUAAGGCCUGUGAGGCACUGGAAGAGAUUUUCAAAAGGGUCCAGUUCAAAAUAGUUGAUUUGGAGCAAACAAACCUGGAUGAAGAUGGUGCCUCAGCAUUAUUUGACAUGAUUGAGUAUUAUGAGUCAGCAACGCACCUCAACAUCUCAUUUAACAAACACAUCGGCACCCGAGGCUGGCAGGCAGCUGCACAUAUGAUGAGAAAGACUAACUGUCUGCAGUACCUGGAUGCUCGGAACACUCCUCUGCUGGAUCACUCGGCGCCAUUUGUUGCUCGGGCUCUGCGCAUCAGCAGCACCCUGGUAGUGUUACACUUGGAGAACGCCGGCCUUUCUGGGCGCCCGCUCAUGCUACUAGCAACGGCUCUGAAAAUGAACAUGAACCUACGGGAACUGUAUCUAGCCGAUAAUAAACUGAAUGGAUUGCAGGACUCUGCUCAGCUCGGCAACCUGCUAAAAUUUAACUGUUACAUACACAUAUUGGACCUGAGGAACAACCACAUCCUAGAUUCAGGCUUGGCAUACAUCUGUGAGGGCCUAAAGGAGCAACGGAAAGGGCUGAUCACUCUGGUUUUGUGGAAUAACCAGCUGACUCACACUGGCAUGGCUUAUAUGGGGAUGACACUGCCUCAUACACAGAGUUUGGAGACCCUGAACCUUGGUCACAAUUCCAUUGGGAAUGAAGGUGUUCGUAAUCUGAAGAAUGGACUCAUUGGAAACCGCUCUGUGCUCCGAUUAGGCUUGGCUUCUACUAAACUAACAUGCGAGGGUGCUGUGGCGGUAGCAGAAUUCAUUGCAGAGAGUCCAAGGCUCCUUCGACUAGACCUGCGGGAGAAUGAGAUUAAAACGGGGGGUCUGAUGGCAUUGUCCUUGGCUCUGAAGGUCAAUCAUUCUCUGCUCAGGCUGGACUUAGACAGGGAGCCGAAAAAGGAGUCUGUUAAGAGUUUUAUUGAAACACAGAAGGCUCUUUUAGCUGAAAUCCAAAAUGGUUGCAAGCGCAACUUUAUUCUGGCCAAAGAGAAAGAGGAGAAAGAACAGAAACUUCAGCAAUCUGCCUCUAUGCCAGAGAUCACCAUCACCGAGCCGAUUGAGGAGGGACCUGUGGAAAACAGCCAAGAUGAUGGCACAGCAGCAACACCCGAAGGAGAUGAAGUGGGGGAGACGUUGGUGUCCAAAGAGAACAGGCAUACAGACAAGGCAAUAAACAGUGACAAAGAUGGGGUGACGUAUUCAGACUCUGACACAGAUGAUGAGGUAGACACUGGGUUAGUGACUAAAGAUCUCAGUCAAUCACAGAAACAACAUGAUUCUGUUCAUGUAGAUCAUGUGCCCCAGACAUUUUUUUCUCCUGAAAAGACAAGGGAUGCACCUAGCUCAGAGGACAGAACUGCCUCUUCAAACAUGGCUGAAGAAACAAACUGUGAGCCCAAAGGAGGGGGAAGCAAAGGGACUAUACCAGGGGCUCAGGCACAUGCUCUCUCUCAAGGAAAUGAGAGGAGAAUUUCUGUUUCCAGUCCUGGGCGAGGCCAUAAAAUCUUUGUAGUGACACGAGUGGAAAAUCUACCAGAGAAAAGAGCAGAAAACACUACACGGCUGAAGGAGAAUAUGAGUGACCUGCAAGGCAAUGCAGUGAAUCAGUCUAAACUGAUUGCGCAAACCCUACCUAUGAAGACUGAAUUUUUGGACUUGCAGGCAAAUGGGACUGUUUCCAAGUUGGCUGCGAACUUGGAAAAUGCACCAUUGGCAGGAACCCCUGGAUCAGUUUCAGAAAAGAUGAACUCUGGGCCGUGUGAGAAUACAGUCCAUGAAACUCCACUUCCUAAUGGGCUGAAGACAGAAUUUGUUCAUGCGCUACCAGAUACGUCCUCAGGUGGUGCUGGGAAAAUGGGGAGCUGUGCUGUCGAGCAUGAAUUAAACUGUUCCAAGAAUGAGAAGGAGCUUGAGGAAUUGCUCCUAGAAGCAAGUCAAGAGACAGGGCAGGAGCCACUGUGACACUUUAGCUCCUCUGGGUCGAUCUACGUUGAGCUGAGACUGUCUUGGGACGUGCCUGUGUAGCUUUAUUCCCUUUCCACUCCACAUGAUUCAGAAGAACCUUGGUCUGCAGUACAGAGGUUAUUCUUUUUCAAAACCAUGUGAUAUUUCCUGCCCUAGACACUUUUCCCCACAUUCUUGACGCUGCCCUAUAAGGAAGGACUCGGCUAUUUUCAAGAUGAUUCAGGAAGGGAAGGAGAACAGAGAGAAAAUCUUACCAAAAGAGUGAUUUCCCUACCUGAUUCCAAGGUGAGCUCUGGCACCUGAUGGAAACGACACUACUUUCUGACCUUCUGUAGACACUACCUGAUGCAUUUGCAUUUUUCUUUCUCUGUUUCUCUGGAAUUACCACUGUUACUGAGUAAUUUGUAAGGAGAAGAUCUCCUCAAUCCUGGAGACCGGGCAUUGGACAGAAAUAUUCUCCAAUUCAAAUGGGAGAUUAAAAACCCAGAGCCUCAUGGUUCAGGCCUGGGAUUGCUUUCCACACACUACAAGUAUCCCAGGUCUCUGAAGGCUAGUUUAAGAAAACUGUUUUCUAACAUGGAAACCUGCUAGCAGAAUGGUUGCACAUGAUUGUGUCCCUGGGAAGCAUGGCACUGACAAGCUGUAGUCACCUGUUGAGACUUGUAUUGCCAGACAAGCUGUCCAGGGCAGGCUGCAUCCACAGCCACAAUGGUUAUUUAUUUUAAAUUCCUUUUUUAGGUAUAUAUUUAUCAUGAGCUUCAAAGUACUGAACAGGAUUUAACUUAGAAAACAAUGUAGAAUUACUUUUAGUCUAACCUGCAGCCUUUUUGGAACUUUACUCCUGGUUUGCAGAACUCUGCCAAAAAGCACCAUCAGAAAUACCUUCCCGUGCAAAUCCUACACAGAACACCACACUGACAUAACUAGCCGGCGUGCUUGUGCACACACACACGCGUUUGUGAGAUCCACAUUUCAGGGGACUCCCUGCCUGUGAUGCGUUCAAGAGGCAGAACUAAUACCCUUGAGGACGAGGUGAAAUUCCUUACAUCGUUGUGUCUCUCUUGGGGGAGAAGGAAUCAUCAUGGCUGAGUCUAUUCUAGUUUCCUAACUUUAUAAGCUUCAAACAGAAGGACAAAUUACCCCCUUUAGCAAGGUUUUCUCAAAGCCAUAUAGUAUGGAACUGACAGUGUGAGAGAGAGAGGGAGGGUGGGAUGGAGCUGACUCAGUCAUCUUCAUUUGGGGGCUCAUCCAGCAAUCUAAUACUGAGCCAGAGGCAAAUAUGCAGUAGAAAUAGUUGGAUCCUCUACAUUUUAUUACAUUAAAGGGAGUCUAGGAUCACCUGGUUUGUUUAAGUUACUGCCGUCCUUCUGUUUUGGAUUUUCCAACUCCUUUUGUAUUUGGCUGAGGAAAGAUUCAGGGGACAUGUUACACCAUUAAAAGAUGAACAGGAAUUUGACUUUUCAUGAUUGUGUAAGUAGCUUUCAUUUAGCUGGUCAGCGGGCCUUCUGAUUCAGUGUAUACAAUCUUGCUUUAGAGAAUAUGUGCCCCUUUUACCAAAGGUUUUUCGGGAUGAAUUUUCAAUUCUGCAUUGGAACAUGCUCCAUUCCAUAAAUUGUGCUUAAUACAGAGAAUCCCAGAGGCUGUCACACCUUUGAUAGGACGAAUAUACCAUUAGAGGUGCCUUUCCUUUACUCUUCUUGCCAAGGGAAGGAAUCCGUUUGCUCUGGAAAAGGUGUUCAAUUUUCUCAGGGAGGGUUCUCUCUCAAUGUCCCAGGGCUUGUGAGAUUCUGCUGGCCGAGCACUCUGGUAUCGAGAGUGUGGAAUGGGUCAUUAUUUUAGGCUGCAAAGUCCCACUGCAACAUACCACACCCUGCAUAAAGCAUGACACCCAAAGAGGCCAUUAUUCCGAAGUCACUAUUACAAUGAAAGCCAGAAUUUCCAGAGUGCAAAUCCAAAUGAAUGGAAUGCCUGCCCUGUACCUACAGCCAGAAAGAGGAGCUGGCCUGUUGGGGAGGAACCAGCAGUUCUAAGGCAGCAUUGAGGUGUUGGGCAGAAGGCUUCAAUAUAGCACAUGCAAGAGGAACAAUCAAGGAAGGGAAACAAAAUUAUGCAGCAAACCUUUUUUUAUCGUGUAGCAAGGCCUGUUAGCGUAAAGUCCGAAUGAUGUGGGUCAUAAGAGAUUGAACCAUCUUUAUUCUUGAGUUGGAGAGGAAGGAAGACUCGGUAGGUUAAAUUAGGUCUUGAACUACCAUUCUGGUUCAAAUCCACGAGGAAUGGCAGACAGACCCUCCCACCAGCCCCCAAAAAUGGUUAUCGGAAGAGAAAUAUUUCUGUAUAUGUGGAUUACUGCUCUGCUAUGAAGAGAAACCUCGGAAGGAAACUAUGGUACUAAUCUGUAAUUUAACAAAUUUAUUGUAUAAACUGACCAGAGAAACAGCCUAGAGAGGGGGUUGUUGGGUAGAACUUAAGCUUUUUUUUAUUUUUUAUUUUUUCUUAAGUGCAAUAAAUCUAUCAGGGAGCUGUGAGGGCACUUCAUUGCAUGGGAAUCAAGGCUGGAGAUGCAGAAAUUUUAGCUCUUCGUGCACUGAAACUGAAUCACAUUAGGAAUUUGCUGCAUUAACACGACGUACAAAGGAUGGUGAUUUAUUUGCUAAUGUUUGUCAUUUCUUUCUGUUGUGUAUUUUUGUUAACACUGUUUUCUAUUAAAUGAAAACUGCAUUCGUCACUGA